Messenger RNA from Fonsecaea monophora, 1833 nucleotides. RefSeq lists its product as hypothetical. The transcript is spliced from 3 exons. NCBI's taxonomy places the organism in Eukaryota, Fungi, Ascomycota, Eurotiomycetes, Chaetothyriales, Herpotrichiellaceae. The record is from RefSeq and is a predicted model, not a curated record. The coding region runs from base 1 to 1833 and encodes 610 amino acids.
AUGAAUAAUGCCAAAAAGGUCGGUGCUCGAGGCUUGCGGAAAACCCGCAGUCCGCCCUUGACGACGGCAUCUUCUGAGCAAUCGUCGUUGUCUCCUGAAGUUCGACAGCGCGACGUGGAAAACGAUGCGUGGAUCCCUCCCGCCGAGUCUACUUCUCAAAGUGCCCCAGACCAAAUUCGCCUCUCCACCGAGUCGUCCAGCUUGGCUGCCUCUUCCGCUUCCUAUGUUCCGCUGACUCCACCUUUCGAAUGUACAACCACAUCAGUCGGUGACUGGCUGGAGCGGAUAUAUGAAAGCUGUUUCGACAAUGUUCUCGGAUUCUGGAUUGGGAGGCAUGCAUGCGCAUUGGUCAUCAUCUACCCUCCAGGUAGAUGCUUUUCCGAACUUGACGAGUCUAUCUUUGGUGAUUGGGAAGCACGGAAUCGACUAAGUAGUGUGCAGUCACCCAGUCGCUCACAACAAAGAUGGGACCAAAUUGAUCAAUCGUUGAAACAUGCUAAACGAUCGUAUGCAGCACGAUGGUUCCACCUUAUUCCGCCGGCUGAACGAGCGGGUAUCCUGCCAGAACACAUUGUCAGAGAAUUCUGGCGCAGAUCACGCAGGGACAUGUUGAAGGUGGUCAAUCGUGUGUCUUAUCGGUCCGCUUUGACGCUGUUUCUCUUCUCCACGACACCCGUCCCGGUAGGGAUAUCAGAAGAAGAGGAGAUGGACGGUUUGUCGGGGCCGCUCUGUGUCCAAGCCGCAUUACAACAGAUCCAACGACUGCGUGAAGGCCAGCGCAACUGCCAAUUCAGUGGAUCCAUGGUGGUGCAAGAGGCAGAACUCCUGGCAAACCCGGUAACCAGCUCGAAACUGUCAGAUGCCUUUUUGCGGACUGAAGCCCGAGCGUACUGGGCGGCCUUGACGUUUGACACGUCUUCUGCGCUGACAAUGAAUCUGAGAUCAACCCUUACAUCAGGAUUGCAUGGCGCAGAAACCGAAUCUUGUUGGCGAACGCUGCGAAUGGGCGCUGGAUCCUUCCACACGAGGACAGGGGAAUGGCGACGAAAUCCUUUUUCGAUGACAUCAGACGAGGUCUUACAAGCUAUAGCCGCUGCCGCUGCGGCUAAGAUGUACGUGUGGAAGAUGAUUUCUAUAUUGAAAGAAGCACUCAGAGAAGGUGCCGAAGAUGAGAAGGUGCUUCGGGCUUGGACAUCAUGCACUGAAGCCAUCGAGAUGUUUCGAGUCACUUUCGGACCACUUCUCAAUGACUGCGAACGACGCCUCCCAUUCCUCGGUCAAGUGGAGAAGCUGAAUUGGUAUGAACUCAUGCUGCACCAUUACAUGGGAAUUCUAAUCCUUGUCGACGCGCUCGAAGUCGCAGAACGGAAUGACCUGCUCUCGCGACUGUCGGAAACAAAACUGGAAGCUGAACAUGGAGUCUUCAACGCUUUGAAAUUUGGUCUAGAAUCCCAAUUUACCGUUGGUGGAACCCAGAAAACGGGAACGAGCACGGGGAUGCAGAGUUCAAAUUCGGACCAAACGACAACUGCAUCGUUCAUCGCUUUCGACCCCUUUCCGCAUUAUGUCGUUGCUGCAGCCCAGCUCAUGGUGAAAGCCGUCAGCAAACAGUACCGGCAGGGGAAGAUCAAAUUGGAGGCCUACAAAUACUUGAAUGGCACUCUUCUUAAAUGCCUGGCGGAGCUACCCCAGACUUCCAAGUCUGUCCAGGCGGCUCGCAAAAAUCUCGAGAGCUCACUCGUGGGGCUAGAGGAUAUCUCCACCCAGUCUUCGACGCUCGGAAGCACAUAUUGGCCUGCUCAAAUAUCUCAAUCACGCCCUACACCUGACUGA